This is a messenger RNA of Laetiporus sulphureus 93-53, 1644 nucleotides long. RefSeq names its product delta-1-pyrroline-5-carboxylate dehydrogenase. NCBI's taxonomy places the organism in Eukaryota, Fungi, Basidiomycota, Agaricomycetes, Polyporales, Laetiporaceae. The transcript has 12 exons. Gene Ontology annotation, cellular component: mitochondrial matrix. Bases 1 to 1644 code for a protein of 547 amino acids. Gene Ontology annotation, molecular function: L-glutamate gamma-semialdehyde dehydrogenase (NAD+) activity. The record is from RefSeq and is a predicted model, not a curated record.
AUGUCCACACCUCAGCUCGCAUCAUUCAAAGUUCCCGCGGCUGACAAUGAGCCUAUGAGGAGCUAUGCUCCGGGUUCGGAAGAGCGGAGGGCACUCGAGGCCGCCCUGAGCGAGAUGCAGCAACAGCUACCUUUCGAGGUGCCUUGCAUCGUCAACGGGAAGCCCGUCAAAACCGGCAAGCUGGCGAAGCAGCCGAUGCCCCACAACCAUGCAAAGCAUCUCUGCACGUACCAUGAAGCGGACCCUGCCACCGUCGCUGCUGCCAUUGACGGUGCGCUCGCGGCGAAAGCGGAGUGGGAGGCGAUGCCGUGGAACGACCGGGCUGCCAUCUUCCUCAAGGCUGCUGACCUCAUCAGUGGCAAAUACCGCUACAAGCUUAUGGCGGCAACGAUGCUCGGACAGGGGAAGAACGCCUGGCAGGCGGAGAUUGAUGCGGCGGCAGAGCUCUCGGACUUCCUGAGGUUUGGCGUAAAGUUCGCGGAGGAGCUGUACUCGCAGCAGCCGGCGAAGAAUGCAAAAGGCUGCUGGAACCGGAUAGAAUACCGUGCGCUGGAGGGUUUCGUCCUCGCCGUCUCACCAUUCAACUUCACUGCCAUCGGCGGCAACCUCGCAGGAACGCCGGCCCUGGUCGGCAAUGUCGUCGUAUGGAAACCAGCACCCGCCGCGACCUACUCCAACUACCUCAUCCAGCAAGUCUUCCUCGAGGCUGGUAUACCUCCGGGCGUGAUCCAGUUCGUACCUGGCCCACCCGCAGAGGUCGUUGGGCAGGCCAUCGCCCACCGCGAGUUCGCAGGGUUGCACUUCACUGGGAGUACGUUUGUCUUCAAAAGGCUCUGGAAGGAUAUUGCGAUGAACAUCGAUGUGUAUCGCGGAUACCCGAGGAUCGUUGGCGAGACGGGUGGCAAGAACUUCCACCUUGUUCACUCCUCAGCGGAGGUGAAGAAUGCGGUGACGCAGACUAUUCGUGGUGCAUUCGAGUAUCAAGGACAAAAAUGUUCGGCGCUCUCGCGUCUGUACGUUGCCAAGUCCAUCUGGGAGGGCGGCUUCAAGGACCAGCUCUUGGGUGGGGUUGCGAGCCUCAAGGUCGGCCCGUGCACCGACUUCACCAAUUUCAUCGGACCCGUUAUUGGCCGACCCGCAUUCGACAAGGUUACGGGCUACAUCAAGAAGGCGAAGGAGGCUGGCAGUGAGAUCCUCGUUGGCGGCAGUGCGGACGACUCCAAUGGGUACUUCGUGCAACCUACUGUCAUCUUGACAAAGGACCCUCGCUCGGUCACUAUGGCGGAGGAGAUCUUUGGGCCCGUCCUCACUGUGUACGUGUACGAGAAUGAAGACUACGAGUCGACAUUUGAUCUCAUCGACACAACCUCACCAUAUGCGCUGACCGGCUCAAUCUUCGCGCAGGACCGCAGCGCGCUCCUCAAGGCAACAAACCGGUUGCGCAACGCGGCCGGCAACGUCUACUACAACGAAAAGUGCACCGGCGCCGUCGUUGGCCAGCAACCGUUCGGCGGUGCGCGCGCGAGCGGCACGAACGAUAAGGCGGGCAGCAUCUCAAUCUUCUACCGCUUCGUGUCUGCGAGAAGCAUCAAGGAGAAUUUCGUGUCACUCGAAGAAUACCUUUACCCGUCCAACUUGGUGUGA